Dothidotthia symphoricarpi CBS 119687 is the source of this 3010-nucleotide messenger RNA. RefSeq lists its product as uncharacterized. The transcript has 3 exons. The coding region runs from base 438 to 2825 and encodes 795 amino acids. The record is from RefSeq and is a predicted model, not a curated record. Lineage: Eukaryota; Fungi; Ascomycota; Dothideomycetes; Pleosporales; Dothidotthiaceae.
CCAAUCGCCCCCUCAGUCCGCAUUUGGAUGCUAGGCUCGGAGCGGCAAGGGCGAUCACGCAGCUCGUGCCUCACGUGAAUACCCGUGCGUUAGUCAUCCUCACCGCGCAUCAACCACAACAAACCACGCCUCAUCGCUCCUCAACCACGCAUUGACUUGCCCAUCUCGCAUGCCUCGCUAUUGACGUACACAUUCUCACACAGUUUGUAAUGGCCGACCACAAAGCCGUACGGCCCGCGAGCCGGCGCAAAACGCCAACCCCGCAACCCCAGUCACGCGCAGCUACUGUACAUGAUGGACGCGCAUCGCAAUCGAGACGGCUGCGAAGCGCGAGUCGCGACGUUGAGGAGUUCGCUGAGUUACCAAACCCGGUCCGCCGAAGCGCGCGACAGGCGAGCGUUAUGAGCGUAGUCAGUGAAGGUGAUAAUGAAGAGCCAAUGGCGCGCAAGACAAAGCAAAAGCCCGCCAAGAAGACAGUGGACCUGACCACUGUUGAAGAACUUGAUACACAAAUCGACCUUGGGGACGCUCCGGGUACACCUCCUCGUACACAAUUCGAGAAUACGGCCCCAGAUCGCUCGCCCGGCGCUGCUUCCCAGAUGUCUGGGACUACUGCGAUGCCCUCGUUCUCUCAAAUCGAGGAUGAGGCUCUGGACUCAGAGGCCAUUAUGAAACACCUACGUAAACUCGGUAACGCAGCCGAAGAUUUUCUUGACCACAUUGUUCCCGACAACGGGGGACAGAUCAGUGAUUUGCGAAACCUUGAAGAGAUACAGAACCCGAAUUCUCGAUUUCUCGAAGGAUACCAAGAGUUUGACAAUGAGCUGAACGAGUAUUUGAAAGAUUUCAAAAGCCAGGAACAAGACUACAUCAACGUGCAGGGCAUUCACCACGCGCUUUUCGAUGUAGAUGAAGAUGCAGCUGCGGUGCAAACUGAUCUGGACUCGAUUCUAUAUCUCACCAACCUGGCUGUUUUCGCGAAACGAAUGAUCCAUCCUGAUCUAAGUCAGAAGGACAUCUGGGAUGCUCUUCGACAGCUCGAUAUGUCGUUCCCAAGCCACUUUGUGCCUUCUUUCUCCGCUGAGGGAGACUUUGCGGCUGGGGGGCAGAGUGCUUUGUUAAAAAAGACAUUCAAACUAGCGCUGGAAAUGCGCACACAACUUGCAGUCAUGGUGAUGCAGCGAUCCCUCAAUGACAGUAGCUUCGACCCUGAUAGAGUCAUCGACGAAGUUUUCCUCAAUUCAGAAGCUUCGCAAGAACCAGGACGUCCUGCUAUCCGCGGAUGGAGCGAUACUGCACUGGGCGAGAAAUCGGACCUGUCUCGACGUUUUCAAAGUAGUGUUCUGAAACGGAUAGAAGUGAUCAGAAAGUACUUUCCCAUGGACGCUGGAUCACUCGAGCGUGGAGAAAAGGUGCUUAUAGAAGACUUGGUUGCCAGGUUCCCCUGGGACGGAGGGGAGGGGUUUGUCGUGCAGCUGCUAGACUGGACACGCUUUCGAUACAGAGAGCUUCGUACUGCCAUUGAGAAGCUCGGUGGAGCUGCAGCGAUUGUGCGCAACGUCAAGAAAGAAAGGGAUAGUCUUCAGCCUGCCACUCAAACGAUCAAGGUGACCCCAGCCCUGCAAGAGACACUUCGACGGAAGCGGAGUUCAUUUGGACCAGACAGAAGGCGUAGUAGUCGCAGGUUUGACCCAAAUGCACCUGUGGACAUACGAGCAAUUGAUGCACUAAAAGCGCGCGAGAGAGCAUCAGAAAUACAAGAGGCAGACGUUUUGCCAGAAACUCAACCCGAACCAGAGACUCAAGCAGAUCCAGAAGUUCAAGCGGAUGCAGUCGCUCCACAAACGUUCGAAGAAACUCGCGAAGAAGAAACCGUUCUUGAAGACGAGCAAGAUGAUUGGCAAACGACACUCGCUGAGGACGACUUACAGGUAGACAAACAGCUUGUGAAAGAGGCGGAACAAUCGGUCGAAGAGAUCAUCAUCUCGGGCCCACCAAAGAUCGAUUUGGAUCUGGUCAAAAACCUCAUAGCAGCUUCUCAACCAGAGAAAGAGAAUAGGGACAAGCCGAGAUUCGUUGACCGUCAACCCAACGCCCAGCGCGUCGACUUUGGCGAUGGUUUCAGCAGCCAGAUAUCGUCCGGCCCAUCGAACAUAGUAAAGGAGAAGCAGAGUGCACCGCCACCGUCUAGAAAGCGCGCGCGGUCCGCCGAUGAGGACGAUGACUCCGACGCCUUUGAGACAGAAGAACGCACCGCCCGCGUCCAAGAACGACGCCAAAAAGCCCCCGUAGCAAAGAAAGUCCGCCUCGAUCCCGAGCUCUCCGCCCCGCCCACCAGCCGCCAACCUCCACGUCCAACCCCCGCCUCAUCCGGCGCUCCGCCCAGCCACCAACCCCCGCGCCGCAACGACGCGCCCGACGACGAAGACGAGUCCUCCGAAACGGACCCCCCGGAUAUGACCGAGGAGGCGCCGGCCUCUACAUAUGAAGCUCAAAAACUCCUAGCAAAGCAAAACGACGCAGUUAGACCUCGGGGUGAACGCAAGCCCCGCACCGCCUGGACAGAAGGAGCGGAGAAGGCGUUUGUGAAUUACAUGGCCAAGUAUCCACAGAAGUACUCGACCAUUAUGGCACUCGACGAACCUGAAAAGGGGGGCCAUGGUUGGUUCCAAGAUCGCACGCAGGUUAGCUUGAAAGACAAGGCCGUCGUUAUGGCUGUUAAUAUGAUCAAGUCUGGUACGGGAUUAAGAGAAGGGUUCGAGAAUGUCGUCAGGCCUUGGACGAAGAUCGGCGAGGGGCUGAGUGACGCUGGGUAUAAGUGGUGAUGUGGAAUGAAGUUUGCUCUGGCGUAUUGGAUUUUCUGAUGAGCAGUGGUGAGGGUUUUACCCACUGUUAGGCGUUUUGGGUUGGCUGGCUUCGGCUACGUGAGGUUUAUUGAUACCCGUAGCCCUUUUGUGCUCCCGUUGUUACGUAGUUCCGCUCGUUUAAUGUCAAACAUUGCCCUUCUCCA